Messenger RNA from Penicillium robsamsonii, 204 nucleotides. RefSeq names its product Major facilitator superfamily domain general substrate transporter. The record is from RefSeq and is a predicted model, not a curated record. The coding region runs from base 1 to 204 and encodes 67 amino acids. Lineage: Eukaryota; Fungi; Ascomycota; Eurotiomycetes; Eurotiales; Aspergillaceae. The transcript is spliced from 2 exons.
AUGGAGGUUGCUGCUUCCAUCGCAAUAGCAAUUGGUCCAACCAUAAGUGGUUUACGCAACCUCUUUGGCUACGACUAUAUAAACUGGACUUGGAGCAAGUGGUUAGCACCUUUGGCUUGUGAUCUUGCCGAUGAAGGACAGUCCCGUGUACCCCACAUGGUCGAAUCCGGUGUGUGGCCAUACAUUGACGCAUGCGGAAAGUGA